UCCCAGCUCUCCGUCCCGGCCAGGAAGAGACCCUUUCGUGUGGCCCUCGCCCCUCACCGGUCUCCCCAGAGACCCUACAAGUCACACUUGCUCCGGGACGUUUCCUCCCCAGCACAGUCCGUUUUCUCUCCGUGGCGUGUCCACGCGCAGCCGGUGCACCAGGUGCACCUAGGUCCGGGGACCCCAGACCCAGCUCCCCCGCUCCCCCGCUCCCCCGCUGGGACCCCGCGCUCCGCUGCCCUGCGCCGGAAGCCUCUGCGCCGCCCCUUCCCCGCGCCGCUGCCCUUAUCUCUGCGCACAGGGGCCUCCGGGGAGUGGCGGGCGCCGGGAGGGAGCCGGCGGCAUGGGCCGGGGACCCCGGGGCACGCGGCGCUCGCCAGGCCGCCGGGUGCUGCCCCUGCUGCGGCUCGUGCUGCUGCUCGGCCUGGCCCGCGGCGUCAGCGGAGAACCGGGCACGGACGAUUUAGACGUCUGUGCCACUUGCCAUGAACAUGCCACGUGCCAGCAAAAAGACGGGAAGAGGAUCUGCAUUUGCAACUACGGGUUUUGGGGCAACGGGAGGACGCGGUGCGUCGAUAAAGAUGAGUGCCAGUUUGGAGCCCCUGUGAUCUGUGGGAACCACACGUCCUGCCACAACACCCCUGGAGGGUUCUACUGCGUUUGCCACAAAGGCUACCGAGCUACAAACAACAACAAGACAUUCAUUCCCAAUGAUGGCACCUUCUGCACAGACAUAGACGAAUGUGAUGUUCCUGGCCUGUGCAGGCAUGGAGGUCAGUGUGUCAAUACUCCUGGGAGCUUUGAAUGCCACUGCAUGGAAGGAUACUUGGCAAAGAAUGGUCCUGAGCCUUUCCAACCAAGCACAGACGGCACAUUAUGCACAGAAGUAGACUGUGGCACCCCUCCUGAAGUCCCUGGUGGCUACAUCACAGGAAAUUACAGCUCCACACUGGGUGGGCAGGUCCAUUAUGGCUGCAAAGAAGGGUUUCUCAGGGUCUCAGGAGAUUCAGUUUCCCGCUGCACGGCCCUGGGCAUGUGGGAAUCUCCGAAGUUACAUUGCCAAGAGAUCAGCUGUGGUAGCCCUCCUAAAGUCCAGAACGCCAUCUUGGUGAGGAAUUGCACCUCCAGCCUGGGCAGUGUGGCUCACUAUGUCUGUCAGGAGGGCUUUGAGAGUUCCGGAGGGACGAUCACUUCUGUUUGCACAGAGGAAGGCUCCUGGAGUGAUGUCACUCAUACAUGCACAGAAGUAAUGAUUGAAAUUCGUAAUGUGUCUGUGUUUAAUGGCACCUGUGUAAGGUGGCAAAUAAACCCAGAGAGCAUGAACUCCAAGAUCACGUACGUGGUACACAUUGAAAGACAGCAGCCAGAUGCUGUGGAAUCCGUUCAUGAGGAGACAGUCAAUGUGACCACAGACAGCAGGACCCCAGAAGUGUGCCUUCACCUCCAACAAGGUGCCAAUUACACCAUGAGCAUUUCGGCAGCCCCUCCCCGGCGCUCUGUGCCCACCAUCCUUGGUUUCCAGAUGGCUGAAGAUGAUCUCUUAGAAGAUGGCGGAAUUCUCAAUGUUUCAGUAUUUAAUGAAACUUGUUUGAAGUUGAGCAGUCAUUCUAGGAAAGAUGGGUCAGAACAAAUGUACCAAGUCAAAGUUCUGGGUCAGAGGUGGUAUCUGGAAAACUUUUAUCAUGCCACUCUGUUUAACUUCACAACAAGAGACCGAGCUCCGGAAGUGUGUUUAGAUCUGUACCCAGCCACUGAUUACACAAUAAACAUCACCCUUCUGCGAACCACUGAGCUACCCUCGGCACAAAUAACCAUAACAACCGCACUAACAGCAAAACAGACCAUCACUAAUAUUUCAAUAUAUAAUGAAACCUGCCUGAGAUGGAGAAGCCUGAAGUCAGCCAAUGUGGAAGAGAUGUAUUUAUUCCACAUUUGGGGCCAGAGAUGGUCUCAGAAGGCGUUUGCUCUGGAAAUAGUCUUUAAUACCAGUAGCAGCAGCCAGGCCCCUGAGAUAUGCCUGGACCUGCAUCCAGGCACCAACUACAAUAUCAGCCUGCAGGCUUUGUCUUCAGCUCUUCCUGUGGUCAUCCACCUAACAACCCAGAUAGCAGAGCCCCCACUUCCAGAAGUAGAAUUUUUCACUGUGCAAGGAAGGCCUCUACCACACUUCAGGCUGAGGAAAGUCAAGGAGAUAAAUGGACCUAUCAGUUCAUAUCAGCUGUUGGUCCUCCCCCUGCCCUUGGAGAGCACGUUCCUUUGUGGUUCUGAAGGCAUGACUUCAUUUUUUGGCAACACCUCUCAUGCUGAUGGAUAUGUAGCUGCGGAAAUACUGGCCAGUGAUGUUCACGAUGACACAUUGGAGAUACCUAUUGGAGACAGGCUGUACUAUGGGGGAUAUUACAACGCACCUUUGAAACCAGGACAUGAUUACUGCAUUCUAUUGCGGAUCACAAGUGAAUGGAAUAAGGUGAGAAGAUAUUCCUGUGCCAUCUGGGCUGAGGUGAAAGAUUCGUCCCUCACACCACAGCAGAUGGUGGGGGUUGGACUGGGCUCCGUGGCUUUUGUGACUAUUCUUGCAUUCCUGUCUUUCUCAGCAGUGUGAUGGCUGGUGAGCACUGCAUGGGAAGACUUCUUUGAUGAUGAACAGUUGUUCCUACAGCUUCUCGGGUGCCUGGACUGUGGGGCUCCCAUCCAGAGCCCUUGUGUGGACCUGAAACUUUCUCCAUCCUGCAUGGCCUCAUUCCUGAAUUCAAGAUGGCAGCCAUCUCUGUGGAAUCUUCCAAAAGGAGAAAACUUGGGAACUGUCCACUCCUGUAGACAUCAGAUGUGCACAGGCCACAGCCCUGAGAGUCAGCUUCCAUACUGACCACAGGCCACAGAGCCCAAGAGUCAGCUCCUGUAGACACUGGAUGUAGGUACCCUUGCUAAUUAGUUCAGGAUUCAUUCUUUCACAGUAGGUAGUGAGAUGGGCUUAAGUCUGGGCUGGAUUUUGGCUUUCUGAAAGAGGUCAUUGGAUAAAGAACCCUGACAUGAGUAAGUGUUUCAAGCAUUUUAGA
Molecule: messenger RNA, 3056 nt
Organism: Onychomys torridus (southern grasshopper mouse)
Lineage: Eukaryota; Metazoa; Chordata; Mammalia; Rodentia; Cricetidae
Gene: Susd1
Product: sushi domain containing 1
Exons: 17
Coding region: 344-2602 (752 amino acids)
Molecular function (GO): calcium ion binding
Source: RefSeq, a predicted model, not a curated record